This is a messenger RNA of Ziziphus jujuba (common jujube), 3306 nucleotides long. RefSeq names its product phosphoenolpyruvate carboxylase 2. Gene Ontology annotation, molecular function: phosphoenolpyruvate carboxylase activity. The record is from RefSeq and is a predicted model, not a curated record. Bases 210 to 3107 code for a protein of 965 amino acids. NCBI's taxonomy places the organism in Eukaryota, Viridiplantae, Streptophyta, Magnoliopsida, Rosales, Rhamnaceae. Gene Ontology annotation, biological process: tricarboxylic acid cycle; leaf development; carbon fixation. The transcript is spliced from 11 exons. Gene Ontology annotation, cellular component: apoplast; chloroplast; cytosol.
AAAGGAAAAAGAAAAACUGUUUCUCUCUCUCUCUCUCUCGCUAUAUAUUGAGUUCGGGGGGAGGAAGAGUCCAGCUUUACAUGACAGACCUUGUUCUCUAUGAGUCUGAGUAUUCCGUGAUCAAACGUUUCCUUUGUGGGGAGCCUGAUAAAGUUGUAAACAACCCAGAAAAAGAGAACGCAAGAGACUUUUGAAGGAGGGAGAGAGACAUGGCGGCUCGUAAUUUGGAGAAGAUGGCUUCAAUUGAUGCUCAGUUGAGAUUGCUGGCACCAGCAAAAGUUUCUGAGGAUGACAAACUGAUUGAAUAUGAUGCUUUGUUGUUGGAUCGAUUUCUUGAUAUACUUCAGGAUUUACACGGAGAGGGUCUCAGAGAAACGGUUCAAGACUGUUAUGAGCUUUCUGCGGAGUACGAGGGGAAGCAAAAUCCAAAGAAGUUGGAGGAGCUUGGAAAUGUGCUCACAAGUUUGGAUCCAGGGGACUCAAUUGUUGUUGCCAAAUCAUUUUCCCACAUGCUUAAUCUGGCCAAUUUGGCUGAGGAAGUUCAAAUUGCUUAUCGGAGAAGGAUAAAGUUGAAGAAGGGAGAUUUUGCUGAUGAAGCUUCAGCUACAACUGAAUCAGACAUUGAAGAGACCAUAAAGAGGCUUGUGGUGCAAUUGAAGAAGUCGCCUCAGGAAGUUUUUGAUGAAUUGAAGAACCAGACUGUAGAUUUGGUCUUAACUGCACAUCCUACUCAGUCUGUUCGCAGAUCUCUGCUUCAAAAGCAUGCAAGGAUAAGAAAUUGUUUAACUCAAUUGUAUGCUAAAGACAUAACUCGUGACGAUAAGCAGGAACUUGAUGAGGCUUUGCAAAGAGAGAUUCAAGCUGCAUUUCGUACAGAUGAAAUCCGAAGGACUCCUCCUACCCCACAAGAUGAGAUGCGGGCAGGAAUGAGCUACUUUCAUGAGACAAUUUGGAAAGGUGUACCAAAAUUCUUACGCCGUGUUGACACAGCUCUAAAGAAUGUGGGAAUCAAUGAACGUGUUCCUUACAAUGCCCCACUUAUUCAAUUCUCUUCUUGGAUGGGUGGUGAUCGUGAUGGAAACCCCAGGGUUACUCCAGAAGUUACACGAGAUGUGUGCUUGCUUGCUAGAAUGAUGGCUGCCAACUUGUACUUUUCCCAGAUAGAGGAUCUGAUGUUUGAGUUGUCUAUGUGGCGCUGCAAUGAUGAGCUACGUGCUCGUGCUGAUGAGCUUCAUAGAUCUUCAAAGAAAGAUGCAAAACACUACAUAGAAUUUUGGAAGCAGAUUCCUCCAAAUGAGCCUUAUCGUGUUAUCCUUGGUGAUGUAAGGGACAAGCUUUACAACACACGUGAACGUGCUCGUCAAUUAUUAGCCAAUGGAACCUCUGACAUUCCAGAGGAGACAACUUUUACAAAUGUUGAGCAGUUUUUGGAGCCUCUCGAACUGUGUUACAGGUCACUCUGCUUUUGUGGUGAUCAACCAAUAGCUGAUGGAAGCCUUCUUGAUUUCUUACGACAAGUCUCUACUUUUGGCCUUUCGCUUGUGAGACUUGAUAUACGACAAGAAUCAGACAGGCACACUGAUGUUAUAGAUGCUAUCACUAAGCACCUGGGUAUUGGAUCUUAUCGAGAAUGGUCUGAGGAACGCAGGCAAGAAUGGCUUUUGGCUGAGCUCAGGGGCAAGCGCCCUCUAUUUGGCCCUGACCUUCCCAAAACUGAAGAAAUUGCUGAUGUUUUGGAUACAUUCCAUGUCAUUUCAGAACUUCCCUCGGAUAAUUUUGGUGCCUAUAUUAUUUCUAUGGCAACAGCUCCAUCUGAUGUACUUGCUGUUGAGCUUUUACAGCGUGAAUGUCGUGUAAAGGAGCCACUAAGGGUAGUCCCAUUGUUUGAAAAGCUUGCUGAUCUUGAGGCUGCUCCUGCUGCUGUGGCUCGACUCUUCUCUAUAGAUUGGUACAAAAACCGGAUCAAUGGAAAGCAAGAAGUUAUGAUAGGGUACUCAGAUUCAGGAAAGGAUGCUGGACGUCUCUCUGCUGCUUGGCAAUUAUAUAAGGCUCAAGAAGAGCUCGUAAAGGUGGCGAAGAAAUUUGGUGUUAAGCUUACAAUGUUUCAUGGGCGAGGAGGGACUGUCGGAAGAGGAGGAGGACCCACUCAUCUUGCCAUAUUGUCCCAGCCACCUGAAACAAUUCAUGGAUCACUUCGUGUGACAGUUCAAGGUGAAGUUAUUGAACAGUCAUUCGGGGAGGAGCAUUUAUGCUUUAGAACACUCCAGCGUUUCACAGCAGCUACACUUGAGCAUGGAAUGCAUCCCCCUGUCUCACCAAAGCCAGAAUGGCGUGCUCUAAUGGAUGAGAUGGCAGUUAUUGCAACAAAGGAAUAUCGUUCAAUAGUUUUCCAAGAGCCUCGCUUUGUUGAAUAUUUCCGCCUUGCAACACCUGAGUUGGAGUAUGGUCGAAUGAACAUUGGCAGUCGUCCAUCAAAACGCAAGCCAAGUGGAGGCAUUGAAUCACUCCGUGCAAUCCCAUGGAUCUUUGCAUGGACCCAGACAAGGUUUCAUUUACCAGUAUGGCUUGGCUUUGGAGCAGCAUUUAAGCACAUGAUUGAGAAGGAUGUGAAGAAUCUUCACAUGCUUCAAGAGAUGUAUAAUCAGUGGCCUUUCUUUAGGGUCACAAUUGAUUUAGUUGAGAUGGUUUUCGCCAAGGGAGACCCAGGAAUUGCUGCUCUGUAUGACAAGCUCCUAGUCUCAAAAGAGCUAUGGUCAUUUGGAGAGCGCUUGAGAACCAACUAUGAGCAAACUAAGAACCUCCUUCUUCAGGUUGCUGGACACAAAGAUCUUCUGGAAGGUGAUCCCUAUCUGAGGCAGAGACUUCGACUUCGUGAUUCAUAUAUCACCACACUCAAUGUGUGCCAAGUAUAUACACUGAAGCGGAUCCGUGAUCCCAACUAUAAUGUUAAGGUAAGACCGCACUUGUCGAAGGAAUACAUGGAGUCAAGCAAGCCAGCAGCCGAGCUUGUGAAGCUGAACCCAACAAGUGAGUAUGCUCCUGGUCUGGAGGACACACUUAUUUUGACCAUGAAGGGUAUUGCUGCCGGCAUGCAGAACACUGGUUAAGUCUUAAUUCUUCUUGGGUAUGCUGUCAUUCAGCAAUGAAUAUAUAUAUAUAUAUAUAUAGCUAUUGUAAGAAAUGCAUGCUUUCUGUUUUUCCAAGGCUAUGAGCUUGGCAUAUAAUAAACCCUCUUGUAAUAACGUCAAACAUUUUGAAGGUUUUUGGUUUCAGCAGUAAUUUACUAAUGGCUUUCAUGUUGAGAAA